AGAGAGCGGCUGAGAGGGAGAGUGUCAGACAGAGGGGAGCUUCUCUUUGGAUUUCUCUACACCGGCAUUUCCGUCAUCUACUUGCUGGAUACGUAUGAAGUUGGGGGAGGUCUGGGGACACCAACAGCAAGCAGGGUCACAGGAAGGCAGAGUGACAGCGCUGUCAUGCUGUCCAGGGAAAAGCACAGCAGAGUGUGCACAAGUGUCCCUGGGUGGCUCUGAGGUGCGGCUGAGAGUGCAGCGUGUGGGGGGGCGGAUGUCAUGCCUCGUGGGAUCUGGAGCCACUCGCAGCCACGCUGAAGACAUGGCCCAGGCACAAGGGCAGAGAGAUGGGAUUUCGACCUCCAAUGAGAAGACGCAGCCAGAGCUGGGUAACAGUGUGGCCUGUCAGGGCCCACGUACAGUGGUGCUGCGCAAGAACUCCGAGGGAUUUGGCUUUACUCUGCGUCACUUCAUCGUGUACCCUCCAGAAUCCACCCUGUACCUCAAGGAUGAGGAAAAUGGGAACGGAAAGGGGUACUUUCAAAGCCGCUUGGAGCCAGUUGAUACCAUUUUUGUGAAGAAUGUGCGAGAGAAGGGUCCAGCGCACCAAGCUGGCUUGUGCACAGGCGACCGGCUGGUGAAGGUGAAUAGGGAGAGCGUUUUAGGCAAAACCUACUCCCAGGUGAUAGCCCUGAUCCAGAACAGUGAAAACAUCCUAGAGCUCACUGUCAUGCCAAAAGAUGAAGAUGUUCUGCAGCUGGUAAGUGCGUACUCCCAGGAUGCCUAUCUGAAGGGCCAUGAGCCGUACAAGGGGGAGGCUCAGAACCUGCCCGACCCACCACCUGUCUGCUACCCACGCAGCAAGAUACAGCCCACGGCUAUGCUCAUGGGCCAGAGCCCGGUAGACAACUGGAACUGCUGGCCGGGCUCAGUCAAACCAUCCAACCUGCUGGACAACCACUGCCAUUUAGACAGCCGGGUGGCCCGUGUGGAUGAGCGGGCUGGGAGACGCCAGGGCGAAGACCCUUCUGUUGUGGCACAGAUUCGUGGCCGCUCCUAUUCCUUAGCGGGGAAAGUGGGCAGUCCCCUGCACUUCCACUUCACCAAUCAUCAGGCUGCCAUUGCCUCGGCCUCACAGACACAGCUAGGCCUCAGCAAGAGCGAGCUCUGCCAGCAGGCUCUCUCUGACUGGUACUACAGCCAGACCACGGAGCGCCUGGGGCUGACAAUGCCCCCUCGCCAUCGCAGCUUCUCCCAAGGCCGCUUGGUUGAGGUGACCUCUGCACUGAACCACCAACGUGUUGGGUGGCCACACAGCUCUUCCCAGAAUACCUUGCUCUUGCAGUCCAGUGACCCCUACUGGAUGAAGGAAUGGGACAUCAGUAGCAAGCCAACCUCCAACCGUGCUUGCUCCAGUAACCCGCCUGGCUCUGCCUACAUUUGCCACAGCCGCUCAAUGGAGAUGCUUGACCAGACACUAGGUCUAGUCUCGCCCUGUUCUGAGAAGUCUGCCUGGAUCAGUCAAGCCCAGAAAGCACCAUUUAGAACUGAUGGCCACCAGCAGAGUAAUUACUGUACCAUGUCUCCGGUGCCUUCCCCAGGCCCACCAAUGCCAUUGCAUCAACAACAGCCAACAUCAAACUCCCAGCAGGUGGGCCAGUCAAGACGGCUUCCUCCACAAGGCCAGGACGAGCAGUCAGUUGGCUAUCAGAGCUACAGCCCCUCCUUCUACCACAAGGCCGGUCGCCUGUUGCAGGCACACUCCUUCAGGGAUCCUGCCUAUACUGGACUCCAUUUCAACUGGGAACCUACCCCAAAAGCCAGUCCCCCCAAAGAUGUCCCCAUUGUGGCAUCCAGGGCCUGCACCUCCCCCUCCCUGCGCUCUAUGUCCAAGCCUCCCAACGGCAUUUCCCAGCAGACCAAAAAUGAGAGGCCCUUAGUUGAGUCAGAGUGUGUGUCUCAGACCCAGAAAGUGGUGCUCCGCCCAAAGCUGGCUGUGGGCCGACAUACAUCCCAUGCGCAGAGGCACCCAAACUUCUCCCUGAGUGUCAAGUCCCCUGAGCCACAUGGCUUCACACUUAAGCCUAACAGGGGUGCUUCCAUUGCUCAGUGCUCAGAAGACCUGCCCCAGUGCCCCAAUGACAGCCUGCUACCGGUGACUGCAGAGGACGACUCACUGGCAUUCAUCCCCUACAUAGAUGAACCAACGAGCCCCAGCGCUGACCUCUGUGCCCAGCACGUUCCUGCCUCCUCAGUGGUGUCCAGCGCCAUGAGCUCCACACCCGCCGUUUCCUCCAACCCUGUUUCCCCCACCUUCACCUUUCCCCUCACCAGGCUCUACUCUCAGAACUACAAUGAUGACCCCAAGUCCAGCCAACACUCCUCUUCUCUGCUGGCUAUCACAACAGAGCGCUCCAAGUCCUUUGAUGAAGGACUGAACGCCUUCCGAGAUGAAGGCCGUGGCUUCUCGAGACUGCCAAAAAGAGUCAAAAGCUUUUUUGCAGAUGGGUCCUUUGACAGCCUUGGCAACGUAGUGGAGGCACACUGCAAGCGCCAUUCCACCUCUGAGCUUGGCACCCUCACCUUCAGCAACGUACGCAAGGAGGGGUGGCUGCACUAUAAGCAGAUCCUCACAGAGAAGGGCAAGAAGCUGGCCAGUGGCAUGCGGCCAUGGAAGCGGGUUUUCUCUGUGCUGCGUUCCCACUUGCUCUACCUCUACAAAGACAAGCGGGAGGCAGUGUUGCAUGGCGCCACCCUGGGGGGAGGGGCCAGGUCGGCAAACUGUGAGGAUGAGCAGUUAAUCAGUAUCCACAGCUGCCUGGUAGACAUUGCAUACAGCGAGACCAAACGCAAACACGUGCUGCGCCUCACUACGCAGGAUUUCUGCGAGUACCUUCUGCAGGCUGAGGACCGUGAUGACAUGCUCAGCUGGAUCAAGGUCAUAUGUGAGAACAGCAGGACUGACAGCGAGGAGUUUGGAUCCUCUAGGCAAGCACUAAUCAAUAAGAAGCUGAAUGACUACAGGAAGCAGAGUCCCAUGGGCAGUAAGCCAGACUUGUCCCCAAAGAUGCCCCGCAUGAAGCCUUCCUUCCUUCUGCCCAAGGCAGAUAAUCCUGGGGCACCACCUCUUUCCCCUAAGACUGACGGCAAAGAGGAAAACAACCUUCCCAAAGCUCCAUGGGGAAUCAACCUCAUGAAGAAGGUCAAGAAGGCAGGACCCAAGGUGUUUGGGGUGCGGCUAGAGGACUGCCAGCCUGGGGCCAUCAACAAGUUUGUCCCUCUCAUAGUAGAGACUUGCUGUGGGCUGGUAGAGGAGAUGGGCCUGGAAUACAUAGGGAUCUAUAGAGUCCCUGGGAACAAUGCCAUGGUGUCCAGUCUGCAGGACCAGCUCAACAAGGGGGCUGACAUCAACCUUGCUGAAGAGAAAUGGCAGGAUUUAAAUGUGAUCAGCAGUCUACUGAAAUCCUUCUUACGGAAGCUGCCAGAACCUCUGUUUACUGACGAUAAGUACAGCGACUUCAUUGAUGCCAACCGGAUGGAGAAUGCCAGCAACAGGCUAAAGACCAUGAAGAAACUGGUUCAUGACUUGCCGGAUCAUUACUACCACACCCUGAAGUACUUAGCUGGACAUCUGAAAACUGUUGCAGACAAUGCAGAAAAGAAUAAGAUGGAACCUCGUAACCUGGCGCUGGUGUUUGGCCCCACCUUGGUGCGCACAUCGGAGGACAACAUGACAGAAAUGGUGACCCACAUGCCAGAUCGCUACAAGAUAGUGGAGACCCUUAUCCAGCAUUAUGCCUGGUUUUUUACAGAGGAACUUGCCGUGGAUGAUCAGACACCAGUGGACAAGGAGGACCUGCAACCCAUCCCCAACAUUGACCACUUGCUGUCCAACAUUGGCAGGACAGGGCAGGAGGCCUCAGCAGAUUCAACCAACAGUGACUCGGCUAAAUCCAAGGGCUCGUGGGGUUCAAGGCGGGAUCUGACAGCCAAGGACUUCACUCUGUCACUGUUGUCUGCUGUCACCCGGAAACGGAGGAAGCGCCCGGUCACCCACGUCCUGGGUAGCAGUACAGACGAGGACUCAGAACAUGAGCCAAUCAAAGCCAGCAAUCGAGGGGGGCGUGUCCCAAAAAGAGAACAGAUGAAGGGAGGGAAUGAGGAAAGGGAGCCACUAAGGGGUGGAGCUGCAGCACCCAGAGCAGUAGAAGAGGAUGAUGAUCAUGAUGAUGAAGAUGAGAAUGAUGAAGACGAGGAGGAGGAGGAAGAAAGGGAGGAGGAUGUUGAUGCUGGAAAGGAGUCCAUGAGAAGGCUGUAUAAGGAAGAGGACAUCAGCACCACUGUAGUGCUGCAGGAGAAGAGUGGUGCUGGGGUGGGGAUGUGGCGAGAGCCGGAAGAUGCACACUCUAUCGUGUCGGGGUACUCCACACUCUCCACACUGAGACACAGCCUGGCCUCCGAGGGUCGUGGUGAUGAUGCAGACGACGAGCACAGCGAGCUGGUGAGUGAGACAGACAAUGAGAGCGGCUUUGCCUCACAAUCCCUCACCCAGGAAAGGCCAGAAAAGCCCACCCAGCAGGUCCCAUACAGCUUCCUCUAUAGCCCCCACAAGCCCCCUCAGUCAGGCACCUAUCCCCCCAGCCUCCUGGCCAUGGGUGGUCAGAGUGAAGGCAGCCGACACUCCACCACUCCCUCCUCCUCAUCUUUCUCCUCUUCAUCCACCACCCACAGGCCACACAGCCGAACCUCUUUCAGUUCCCACAAACUGAUCCAGUGUGACACGCUGGCACGCAAGAAGCUCAAGGGCGAGAAGCCUAAAUCACUGGAUGUGGAGCUUGAGCAGGGCACAGAGGACCAAGGAACCUCAUCAAAAGGGGCCCCAAGUGAACAGGGCAGGGAUCCCGUGACCAAUGAGGAGAGCCCAAAUGCGAGCCUGCCCCUGCAGUCCACCUCAUUAAUUGAGAUGGCUUCCUUCACUCCCUGCGCCUCUGGUGGGCAGGGUUCUCUGGCCGAACAGGUGCAGGCACGCCUCUUGGGCUCUAUUGGCGACCUGCGGGGUGUGGGACUGCGGAAGCCUGUCUCGCCAGAGACGCGACGCAAAAAGUCUUCCUGGCGCCGCCACACUAUUGUUGUGCAUGUGGGGGACAGUACAAUAUUCCCCAUGGAUGCAGCAAUCAGUGUGACAAGCCCAAAUAAGGACAUGGCGGUCGCUGACAGGGUCCGACCUGACAGUAAGCCCGUGGGGCUACAUUGCACCCCGGAACCACCAUUGCACAGGGAGUCUGUCUUUCUUGGCCGGGAACCUGCCACGCCCCAGCCGGUCUCCUGCUCUCGGUUCCAUCAGUACCUGUAGUGGAACUCAUUUUUUCCACUGAUUGCAGUUAGUUAAGAAGAGCCCCCUUCCUAAAGUCUGCCAAGGAUUUGUGCAGCCGUGCAGAGAUACUGGACAGAUGGUCUGAUACCAGGCAAUAGACCACUCCGUUGGAAAGAGAGGAAGAGGCAUGUCAGCUUAGCCCAACAGGAUGCGUGAAGCAUGCAGCUUGCAGGGUGUCUCCUGGGUUUGAAGAAGCUUCCAGAAAGAAGAAGAGAAGAGUGUGCAAGCUGCAUGGCGUGAACAAAAAGUACCAGGACCAUCCCAUAGAUUUCAGUUUCGCAUGGGCCACAUGAUGCCCUAGGCCUGUCACUGUGCUGAAAAGAGGUCUUCCACACAUGUGGCACAGAGCCAGGCCGGCACAGGUACGGUGAAGCAGAGCAUCCCUGGCGUAAACAGUAUUAUCUGACAGUGUUUCAGCACAUCAUGCCUCCAGGGCGUCUCUCCCCAUAUCCUUAUCAGGAGGCACUCUGCCCUUGCAAGGCCCUGUUCUUUAUUUAUUGCUGUUCCGUUCUCCACUUCCCAUGGUGAGUGGCAGGCGCUGGCCAAGUGUAUGACUCUGCAGGGAUGCUGCCACCAGCAGGCCCCUCCCCACCUGGUCUGCCCAAGCCACCUCGGAGCGCGUGUCCUUUUCGUAGUGUCCAGUUUUAUAAGAUUUGUACAAAAUAUUAAGUUAAUCACUUUGUAUAUAUUAUAUAGUAAUGUUUUAUUAUAUUAAAAUGGUUAGAAAGUUAAAUUGAUAUAUAAUAUAUAUAAUAUGUUUUCAGCGUUUUUUUUUUUUUUGGAUUGUUUACAGUCGUGCAUUUGUGCACGAUCAUCUCCUAUCUAUUUUACUUGAAAAUGGCCCUAUAUGUUUAUAUAUAAUAUGUGUAUGUUUUGUAUUAAAAUGUGGAGUACUUUUGUUAUAAUUUGAA
Molecule: messenger RNA, 6267 nt
Organism: Paramormyrops kingsleyae
Lineage: Eukaryota; Metazoa; Chordata; Actinopteri; Osteoglossiformes; Mormyridae
Product: rho GTPase-activating protein 23-like
Biological process (GO): signal transduction
Molecular function (GO): protein binding
Source: RefSeq, a predicted model, not a curated record